UUGUGGGGAGAGAGAGCACUCGCAACAAGUCGGUGCGAAGCCUGGAAGAACCGGCGUCGGUGCCGCCGAGCCGAUGGAGGAAUUGCGGCCUAGCGGCCCCGGGAUCGCGGCGCUCUUGCCCCCGGGCUUGCACGCUAUCUACCAGGAGUGCAGGAGGCUUUACUCAGACCAGCCGAAUCCGCUGCAAGUCACCGCCAUCGUCAAGUACUGGUUGGGAGGACCAGACCCACUGGACUACAUUAGCAUGUACAGAAAUCCAGGAAGCCCAACACAGGACGUUCCAGAGCAUUGGCAUUAUGUUAGCUUUGGAUUGAGUGACUUGUAUGGUGACAACAGAGUCCAUGAAUUUACAGGACUGGAAGGACCAAGUGGCUUUGGCUUUGAACUGACCUUCCGGCUGAGACGAGAAACUGGGGAAACCGCACCUCCGACUUGGCCAGCUGAGCUGAUGCAGGGUCUGGCCAGAUAUGUGUUCCAGUCAGAAAACACAUUAUGCAGUGGUGACCAUGUCUCUUGGCACAGUCCCUUGGACAACAGUGAAUCCAGAAUCCAACACAUGCUGCUGACAGAGGACCCACAACUGCAACCUGUGCAUACCCCCUUUGGAACAGUUGCAUUUCUCCAGAUUGUUGGAGUUUGUACAGAAGAACUUCAAGCAGCUCAGCAGUGGAAUGGCCAAGGGAUUUUGGAACUUCUCCGGACUGUUCCUGUAUACCAGCUUCCAGAUUCAGAAUCUGUAUUGAAUAUCAGUGCAGGUGGCUCUUGGCUAAUCACAGACAUGCGAAGAGGAGAAACUAUAUUUGAAUCUGAUCCUCACCUGCAAGAAAGAGUGGACAAAGGCAUAGAGACUGAUGGCUCAAACCUGAGUGGUGUGAGUGCAAAAUGUGCUUGGGUGGAUCUAAGCCGUCCGCCAGAAGAUGAAGAAGAUAGCAGGAGUAUUUAUCUUGAGAUGCAACCAAGACGUUUGUCAGAUAAAGAUACAGAGCAGAUCAGAGAGGUCUUGCGUAGGGGCCUUGAAAUGAACACCAAACCAAUCUUGCCACCAAUCAGUUCCCAGAAACCACAACAACAGAAUGGAAUGAACCAUGAUCGAGCAUCACUAGUGCAAUCAGUGGGCCAUUUCCAGAGCAAGCAGACUGAAAGGACUAGGAAAGAUAGUUUGGAAAGUGAAAGUUCUACUGCUAUUGUUCCUCAUGAAUUGAUCCGCACCAGGCAGCUGGAGAGUGUACAUCUUAAAUUCAACCAGGAAUCUGGAACCCUUAUUCCACUGUCACUGAGAGGUAGAUUGUUACACGGAAGGCACUUUACUUACAAAAGCAUCACAGGAGAUACGGCAAUCACAUUUGUUUCAACUGGAGUUGAAGGAGCAUUUGCUACAGAAGAACACCCAUAUGCAGCUCAUGGCCCAUGGUUACAGAUUCUGCUGAACGAAGAGUUUGUGGAAAAAAUGCUAGAGGAUUUAGAAGACCUGACCUCUCCAGAAGAAGUGAAACUGCCAAAGGAAUACAGCUGGCCAGAGAAAAAACUGAAAAUCACAAUUUUACCUGAAUCGGCAUUUGACAGUCCUCUGCAGUAGCCAAGAAUACUAAAGAUUAAAUAUUAUCUAUGUAAAAAUACCUUGCAUUUACUUCUUAGCUUGCAAAAGUAAUUUUGCAGUACAUAACAGUUUUACAAAGGAUGGCUACAUAUUCAUUGUAGCUUCAAGCUGUAGAAGAAGUAACACUAAUAUUAAAUCCAUUCCAAUUAAACUGGAGACUGCGUAUUUUAGCUCACCAUGCCUAGUAUAUUAAAGACAGUGUGGGGGCAGGAAAUCAGUUGCACAUACUUUGUGUUUUUUUGUAGCUUAUCAUGCCUGUCUUAUCUCUGUUGACUGAAGUGCUGACCAAGUACUGCGUGCCUAGAAUUAUACUUGUCCUGUUGAUGUGUGGAUCAUGCCAAAGACAUAUUCCACUGGCAGGUAACUUAUUUUGCAUAGUUCAGAUUAGUUUUGUACUUUUGUAUCCUUUCCCCGGAAGAUUGAUUAUUUUUUUAAAAAAAGAAGCAAAGGUGGGUAGGUAGGCUGGAAGGUAACUGGUUAAAAAGGGAGAUGUUCAGACAUUUAUGCUGUUUAACAUUUUCUUUUCAUAUUGGUGACAAAUCAAUUUUAUAAUCAUUGUUCUGUUUAAACAAAUAUUUGAAAGUGCCUUCAUUAUCCACUUUUGUUUCCUAAAGGUUACUUAUUAGCAGCUUCAAUCUUUGAUUGAUGGAAUUAUUUAAUUUUGUCCACUACAUAGAAUUGUAAAGUCUAACAGCACAGAAGUAGGCCAUUCAGCCCAUCUAGUAUAUGCCAACUCUAUCAAAUAGCUAUCAAGUUAACCCCCUGCUCUCCUCUUUCCCAUAAUGUUUUAAAUUUCGCGUUUUCAAGUAUACAUCAGAUUUCGUUUUGUAAGGUACUGUUGUGAACUUGUGUCCACCACCCUUUCAGGUAGUGUAUUUCAGACGAUAACAAAUUCGCUUAAAAAUUCUCCUAAUUUCUCCAUUGGUUCUUUUGCCAAUUAUAUCAAAUCUAUCUUCUGGUUAUCAACUCUCCUGCUUCUGGAAAAAAAUUUUACUUAGUUACUCUAUAGAAACCCAGCAUGAUUUUGGACACCUCUAUUAAAUCUCCCCUUAGCUUUCUGCACUAGAGGAGAACAAACCAAAUUUCUCUAGUGCUCCACAUAACUGAAGUCCCUCAUUCCUGGCAUAAUUCUGCUAAAUUUCCUCUGCACCCUCGCCAAGAUCUUGACAGCCUUCCUAAAGUUUGGUGCCCAGAAUUGAACACAAUACUAUUAGCUGAGGUGUAACUAGAGAUUUAUGAAGGAUUAGCACUGGCAACACUUAUGAAAUAAUUGGAAAACCUAUGAAAAAAAUUGGUCAAAGGAUGAAAUGUAUCUUUCUAGCCACUUUGGUUUAGUAGCUACUUCUUUUUAACGGCCAGUUACUUAAAGUAGAACAUGUAUUUUUUUAACUAAAACACUCACCUAAGAUGGUUAAUCAUCAGUAAAAUUGUUUUAUCAUAGGUGUAUAUGGAAACCUAUGUUUGUCUUCAGUCAUUAUUAACAGCCUUAAUCUUUAAAGAGGAUGCUGCCUUGAAUGAACUUUCAGGACAGAAACCUAUUUGUGAGUAGUUGUAUACAGGAUGAUCCUAUAUCCGGUUGACUACUGUUUGAAAAACUAUUUUAACAGCUCUCCUGAAUAAAGAACUUGGAAGCUGAUGUGAGGUUAGUGACCAUUUGAACUCUAUUUCAAUAGCGUGUUGUGGCUCUGUCUCUGGAAUUGAAUUACUCAAUGGCAGUCCUUGUUAUGCAGUCUUUUUUCAGUUUAGGCAUGACAUAAAAUCCAGUAUUGGAUUGAUUCUGGUUGGCAACUGAGAUUUAAUAGCUUUAAUUAAUGUAGUCACCAGUAUCAAAGGUGGUUUAAUCAGUUUGAUAUUUGAUGUGAGUUAGCUGGUAUUGAGAAAAAAAAAUCCAACGCCACCCUGCCUCUAGAAGUGGUUAAAGCCAGUUAUUGUAGCAGAUUGGUUGAAAAUAAGAGACUUCAAUUCACUACAAUGGUAGCUUGCCAUCAGCUUUCUAGGUGAACAUUUUUGUAGUUCAUCACUUCUUUUGUGUGCAGUGUUUUGUUUUUCAUAGAAUCCUGAGUCACUCUACAGAUUUGAUUUGAAGACUCCUGCAGAACUGCAGUUUAGCGCAUGGUUCUUAGAUACUUUUUUCCAAAAUGAAGAUUACUAGCACAGGUUUUUAAAAAUGUUUUUAUUGUAUUAGUCAAAUGUAAAUUUUUUGACUUGUGUGUAGUGCAGCUUGGCUUGCACUUCACUUUUGUAAUAUUUUUGUGAAUCACUAAACUGUUCCAUCAAUAAUCUCUAAGUGUAUUAAAAUAAUUUACUUGAUAAUUUCAAAA
This is a messenger RNA of Carcharodon carcharias (great white shark), 3918 nucleotides long. It is a transcript of the gene sufu, whose product is annotated as suppressor of fused homolog (Drosophila). NCBI's taxonomy places the organism in Eukaryota, Metazoa, Chordata, Chondrichthyes, Lamniformes, Lamnidae. The record is from RefSeq and is a predicted model, not a curated record. The coding region runs from base 74 to 1576 and encodes 500 amino acids. Gene Ontology annotation, cellular component: cytoplasm; nucleus. Gene Ontology annotation, molecular function: transcription factor binding. The transcript is spliced from 14 exons.